Caenorhabditis remanei is the source of this 405-nucleotide messenger RNA. RefSeq lists its product as uncharacterized. The record is from RefSeq and is a predicted model, not a curated record. The transcript has 3 exons. NCBI's taxonomy places the organism in Eukaryota, Metazoa, Nematoda, Chromadorea, Rhabditida, Rhabditidae. Bases 1 to 405 code for a protein of 134 amino acids.
AUGAAGUUUCUUAUUUUCGUUGCGCUGGUCAGCUGUGUCGCCCCAGCAUAUUACGAGUGCGAUUGGGUGCCAACUAUCGGUUGUGGCGGAAGCAUUCAUGUGUGCGAGUUGCGUUCCACUGUAGGAUUUGGGGUAUUCGACCGCGAAGAGGCUGAAGGCCUAGUCAUUUAUCACAAGUGCGAUUGGGUUCCAACUCUCGGUUGUGGCGGAACCAUUCGUGUGUGCGAGUUGCGAGCAACUUUAGGAUGGGGGGCACUCAAUCGCAAAGAAGCUGGAAUUACAGUCCAAAAUCUGCAGGUGAGUAGACUUUUGAUGUCUGUGAUGUCAUUAAGAGGCGUUGUCUGUAAGACUCUUGGCACAGUUGCAAAAAGUUGUUUCAAUCCAAACUAUUUUCACAGCAUAUAA